UUCAUUGUAAUUGCACCAAUACAUCAUUCAAUCACCAUAUAAGUUUGGAGUGAGAUAGAUGUAAAAAAUGGUUAAAAUUGCAAUCAUCGGUGCGGGAAUCAAUGGUUUGACAUGCGCUUUAAAAAUUAAGGAGAAAUAUUCCGACUUUGAUGUGACGAUAUUUUCGGAGGAGUUUACACCAAACACAACAGGCGAUGGAUCCGGGGGACUGUGGUAUCCUUACCUCUGUGGUAAUACAUCACAGGAAAAACUUACGAAAUGGGGCAUCGAGACAUACCAAUUCCUGCAUGAUCUGUGGUACACCGGUGGCUAUCACAUAUCCCUGAUCCCGAUUUACGAGCUGUACAGAGACAAGCGAGAUGUGCUGCGCCCGCGCUGGGCUGACCUGGUCUUCGGGUACAGGGAGCUCGACAUGAGACAACUAGACCAUCUCAGUCGUAUGCACUCUAUUAACUAUGCAGCUGGUCGUAGUUUUACAACAUUCGUGAUCCAAGCGCCGAAACUAUUGGAGUAUCUAUACAAGAGGUAUAAGGCUGCUAAUGGGAAGGUGGUGAAAGCGAAAUUGUCUUCUUUGUCAGACCCUUUGCUGAUGGCUUACCACGUCGUGGUGAACUGCACAGGUGUAGGAGCGAAACAGCUUGUACCUGACGAUAGAGUGUUUCCUAUACGUGGACAAAUCGCAAAGGUAAAAGCUCCGUGGCUGAAUUAUACGAUCGUUGAUGAAGACAGUGGACAUUACGUCAUUCCAAACGAUGCUCUAUGCGUGUUGGGAGGAACUCAUCAAGAGCACGACUAUAGGAGAGAACUGGACGAUGAAAAUAAAGAUUUUAUUGUAAACGGCUGUAAACAAAUGAUACCUGGACUGAAGUACGCUGAAUUAAUACAGCACUGGGCGGGCUUGCGACCCGGUAGAGAUGAAGUGCGACUGGAGACUGAAGAGAGAGGAGGCAAAGUAUACAUACACAACUACGGACAUGGCGGCAGUGGUUUGACAUUAUUUUGGGGCUGUGGUGACAGUGUGGUGCAACUACUGGAAGAGAGCUUGUCAUCAAUAAAACCAUCAGAUAUUAAAUCAAAACUUUAAUAUAAACAACAAAUAUACUUUGAAUAUUAA
Molecule: messenger RNA, 1114 nt
Organism: Papilio xuthus (Asian swallowtail)
Lineage: Eukaryota; Metazoa; Arthropoda; Insecta; Lepidoptera; Papilionidae
Gene: Daao2
Product: D-amino acid oxidase 2
Exons: 8
Coding region: 68-1084 (338 amino acids)
Biological process (GO): D-amino acid catabolic process
Cellular component (GO): cytoplasm
Molecular function (GO): FAD binding; D-amino-acid oxidase activity
Source: RefSeq, a predicted model, not a curated record